AUGCACCUUUCAACUCUAUAUCUUCUCGCAACGACCUGUCUGGCCUCGCCUGUCGUGUUGGAUCCUGAGGGCGCGACUGUGACCGUCUCGCUUGAGAUUUCGGAGAAUUUCUUCCAGAUCUUUCAGGCCAGGCUUGCAGCUCUGACAACGGUUGAGCGGAAUGGUCUGUCCGUAGCAAUUUUCGGCACCAACGGCAUAGUGAAUCCCCAGCUUCUCAGAUGUGAGACUUUCGACGCUGAAGGUCUAUCUUUCGGUAAACGAAAUAGCUUUACUAUAUCCUCAAGAUCAGGAAUCUCCUCCAGAGAUGGGACCACAGGGGCCUUUAUCGGCACACUCAUCUGCAACCUCGGCGCAGUUUAG
This is a messenger RNA of Neoarthrinium moseri, 360 nucleotides long. RefSeq lists its product as uncharacterized. NCBI's taxonomy places the organism in Eukaryota, Fungi, Ascomycota, Sordariomycetes, Amphisphaeriales, Apiosporaceae. The transcript has a single exon. The record is from RefSeq and is a predicted model, not a curated record. The coding region runs from base 1 to 360 and encodes 119 amino acids.